GGAGCUGCAGCAUGAAACGGCAUCUCUGCGGCAGCAACAGUACUGACUUAUGAUGAUUUCAGCUGCUGGGGAUUUUGCAACUUAAUUUGCUUGCUAGUCCUCCAUUAGGUUUCACUCCUUUUUGAGAUUUCCUCCAGUUCACACCGGUCCUACACCUGCUUCCGUGAGAAUCAUGGCGUUGCUGCAAAAAACAUCUGUGUGGGCAGCUUUUUACAUCCUUUGACUCAUACGGACAACUUCAACAAGCCCAAGACAUAAACAGAAACGUCUGAGGGCAGAAAUCAUCCAACUCUCUGAUGGAGAGGAAGGCACAUUACGAUUCUAUCCUGGACCGAAGCAAACGCAUCACGUGGCAGGACGACUGCUACGUGGAUCUCCAGUCCACGUCCUGCUCCCUCUCCUCUCAAGCGGAAACAGAAGAUCUUGGCUGGAUCCAAAAGCAUCAAGACCAGCUGCAACGCUUCACUACGGCCCCCUUCCUGGAGGGGAUGUUAACCCACCUGAGGAGGGUGGAUGUGCUGAGUUCAGCUGAGGAGUCCAAGGUCAAGGGAGCGGGUCGGCUUCAGGACCAGGUUAACAUGCUCACAACUAUUGUCACCGGCAAGGACGCUCAAGGCUCGGAUGCUCUCCGGGGUUUCAUAGAGAGCUCCGAUUCUCAGGUGGCCCAGCUCAUCAUCAAUCACGAUUCCAUGGUGAAGGAGCACAAAGAGUUGGUGUUACGGCGAUACGAGCAGUGCAGAGACAGAGACUCAGUCAGCUGCCCCAAACUGAACAUCUCCUCGAGAACCUUACUCCUGGUCGACGGACUUUCCGACAUCCAGCAAAAGGAACAUGACUUAAUGCAAGUGGGGGCGACGAGAGGAAGGAAAAGAAAUCAUCUCAGACAGCUGGGGCUGACCAAACUCUUGGAGCCUCUGACCCGGGUCAGUUUACCUCCCCGGGUCUCCCUCACAGUCGGGGUGGCCGGCAUCGGCAAGACAACCUGGGUCCGACACUUCAUCAGACAGUGGAGCCAAGGGGCCAUGUGCACAGACGUGAGCUUCGUCUUGCCUUUCACUUUUUGCGAGCUGAACUCGCUGGAGAAAGUCUCCGCUGAGAGGCUGGUGAAAAUGGCUUUUCCUCAUUUAACCGACCCCAGCGUGGUCCUGAGCGGCUCCUGCCGCACGCUGCUCAUACUUGAUGGUUUGGACGAAUUCCGCUGCACUUUAAACUUCUCCGACGCAGCUUCUUGCAGCGACCCAAAGAAAGAAGUGUCCAUUGAUGACCUCAUUACCAACAUCAUCCGGGGGAACCUGCUCCCUGACGUAUCAGUGUGGGUGACCUCCAGGCCGGGAGUGGCCUCACUAAUCCCUGGAGGAUUAGUUGACAGGGUGACUGAGAUCCCAGGAUUCAGCCCGAAGGACAUCCAGCUCUUCCUGAACCAUCACUUCUCUGAGAAGGAUUUUGCUGGUAAAAUAUGGGCGCACUUGGAGUCCCAUAAGAUCUUAAUGGUGAUGUGCUACAUACCGUGCAUUUGCUGGAUAGUAGCUGAUACUCUGAUGUACAUCAUGCAGAGUGGAACUCAAGAGAGCCUCCCGAGGACUUGCACUGAGCUUUACGCUCACUUUUGUUCCAUGAAGGCAGAAGUGGGCGAACCAAGAGGCAGGGAGCCUGUGAAAAUGGAGCAGCACCAUGGGAGCAAUCGUAAACUGUUGGGAAACCUUGGACGACUGGCGUUUUACGGCCUCAUCAAACACAAGUACACCUUCAGCGAGCAGGACCUCAGGGCCUACGGGAUAGACCUACUGUUAACUCAGUGCAGUCUUGGUGCUGGAGUUCUUGUUCGGGAGGAGUCGGCCAUACAAACAACAUACCGGUUCACUCAUUUGACUCUGCAGGAGUUUCUUGCAGCUACUUUCUACCACACCUCCUCCAAGCGGGCCAUCUUUGACUUAUUCUCAGAGAGCACCAUGUCUUGGCCCAAGAUCGGUUUCCAGAACCACUUCAGAAGUGCCUUUCAGCACUCGCAGCAAGCUGAAGACGGUCACCUGGAUGUGUUCGUGCGCUUCCUGACAGGCCUGCUGUGCCCGGUGGCGCUGAAACCUCUCGCCGGGCUCCUGGCCCUCGGAAAAGAUGACGGCAAUCAAAAGACGUGGGCGGCGGGAGUUUUACAAGGCCUCUUGGUCAGCGGGGGUGGUGUGGUGUCCCUGCGUGCGGUCAACCUGGCUUAUUGUUUACAGGAGCUGCAACACACGGAGCUGCUGCGGAGCGUAGAGGAGGAUUUACAGCUCGGUAGCCUGGCGGGGAAGUUAACACGGGCUCACUGUGUUGUGCUGGGCUACCUGCUGCACGUGUCUCCAGAGUGCAGUGAGCAGACCAACCUGACAGGCUCUCUGAGCUUCGCGACGGUGAAAUGUUUGCUCCCACAGCUGCUGUACUGCAGCUAUCUCAGGUUAGAGAAUAAUCACUUCAAAGAUGAUGUCAUGGAGUUGCUGGGAAGCCUCUUGAGUGCCAAAGACUGCCAUAUCCAGAAGAUGAGUUUGGCAGAGAAUGCCAUCAGCAACAAAGGUGCCAAAGCCCUGAGUCGAGCCCUCUUGGUGAACCGGACGCUAACGUCUCUCAAUCUCCGGAACAACAACAUCGGCUCUAAAGGUACAAAGUUCCUGGCAGAGGCUCUGAAAAUGAACCAAGUCCUGGUCUCAAUCAACUUCCAGAACAACGCCAUUGAGGAGGAAGGUGCUCAGGCCCUCGCAGAAGUGCUGCACUGCAACCGCAAACUGGUGUCUCUGAACUUGCGGAAGAAUACGAUUGGAGCGGGAGGAGCCAAAAGGAUAGCAGAGGCGCUGAAGACGAACCGGACUCUCACAAAGCUGAUUCUCUGUAGCAACCAGCUCGGGGACAAAGGGACUAUCGCUCUGGCCGAGGCUUUGACAGUCAAUCACACCUUGCUCUCGCUCCAACUUCAGAGUAACUCGAUCAGCAACAGAGGGAUGACGGCCUUAACCAAAGCACUCCGGCUGAACCAUGGCCUCGUCUCCUUGAAUUUAAGGGAGAACUCCAUAGGGGUGGAAGGAGCAAAGAACAUGGCCCAUGCCCUCCAUGAGAACAACUCGCUACAGGACCUCGAUCUCACAGCCAACCUGUUGCAUGACGAAGGGGUUCAAGCAAUAGCCGGCGCAAUCAAGUUUAACCGAGGUCUCACCUCUCUGCAUCUCCAGUGGAACUUCAUCAAGUCCUCCGCCACUAAAGCUCUGGCCCAUGCACUCCUCUCCAACGCCACAAUGCAGCUCUUGGAUCUACAGGAGAAUGCUGUUGGGAAUGAAGGCGUCAUUUUUCUUGCUGAAGCCCUGAAAACCAACGCGUCUCUGCGUACAUUAUGUCUCCAGGGAGUCUCGGCGAGCACAAGUGGCGCCCUUGCGCUGGCAGAGGCUCUGACGGCCAACCAAACCCUGCAGACGUUAGAUCUACGUGGGAACACUGUGGGGAUGGAGGGAGCGAAGGCUCUGGCCAACGCACUGAAAAGCAACAGAAGCCUCAAGUCGUUGAAUCUGCAGGAGAACUCUCUGGGUAUGGAUGGAGCCAUAUUCAUUGCAACAGCCUUGAAGGGAAACCACCAACUGACGUACAUCAAUUUGCAGGGAAAUGGCAUCGGAGAAUCGGGAGCAAAGGUCAUAUCUGAUGCUAUAAGAGCCAACGCUCCGGGCUGUGUGGUGGACAUCUGAUGUGGGAAAGAGCAGCUUCUACUGAGGAAAGUCGCACAUGUAACAUAGAAAUAACAGGUUAUAAGCAGUGUUAUCAGAAAGUGUACUAUGUAAUUUAGUUAAUAUUGGUGCUGGAUAUCACUCUGUAACUGUUAUACUGUAUUUAAAGAUGUAUAUUCACAUAUUUAUUACGACAUUAUUAUUGCAGUACUAGUUGCCAUAAGGGAUGAAAAAUAAGACCCGGCUGGGGGGAAGAUAUUUAGAGUCGGCAUCCAAAAUUACAGAGUAGAGCCGCAUCCCUCUUGUUUGUCCUAAUUAAGAUGUCAUUGUGUACAUUUGCUCUAUUUGCACAAAUGAAUGUGGUGGAUAGCAAUAAAAUGGACACUGACAUUCACUCAGCAGUUUUA
Messenger RNA from Sebastes umbrosus (honeycomb rockfish), 4087 nucleotides. It is a transcript of the gene nlrc3, whose product is annotated as NLR family, CARD domain containing 3. Gene Ontology annotation, biological process: negative regulation of canonical NF-kappaB signal transduction; regulation of apoptotic process. Gene Ontology annotation, molecular function: protein binding. Bases 297 to 3701 code for a protein of 1134 amino acids. NCBI's taxonomy places the organism in Eukaryota, Metazoa, Chordata, Actinopteri, Perciformes, Sebastidae. Gene Ontology annotation, cellular component: cytosol. The record is from RefSeq and is a predicted model, not a curated record. The transcript has 19 exons.